Messenger RNA from Xenopus laevis (African clawed frog), 2659 nucleotides. It is a transcript of the gene nsmce2.L, whose product is annotated as NSE2 (MMS21) homolog, SMC5-SMC6 complex SUMO ligasee L homeolog. Gene Ontology annotation, biological process: protein sumoylation; double-strand break repair via homologous recombination. Gene Ontology annotation, molecular function: SUMO transferase activity; zinc ion binding; SUMO ligase activity. Lineage: Eukaryota; Metazoa; Chordata; Amphibia; Anura; Pipidae. Gene Ontology annotation, cellular component: Smc5-Smc6 complex; nucleus; chromosome, telomeric region. The record is from RefSeq and is marked provisional.
CUUUUUAUUACUAAGCUUUCUAUUCAGGCCUCUACUAUUCAUUUUCCAGUCUCUUAUUCAAAUCAAUGCAUGGUUGCUAGGGGAAGUUGGACCCUGGCAACCAGAUUGCUGAAAUUGCAAACUGGAGAGCUUUAUUCUAAUUAUUCUAAGGAAUUUAUUUUACUUUUUUUUUUUUUUUUUUUUUUGUAGAAACUUUCAAAAUGUCUGGCCGGUCAGCGCCUGUGGUUUCCUUCAGCUCUGUGGAUAACUCCCUGUCAUCUCUAAAAAACUGCCAGGGCUACCUACACACGGGAAUGGAUAUCACGGUCAGUGUGGCCCUCGACCUGCUCGAGACUGGAUGUGAAUCCACUGAGGUAGAUGCAAUGGAAUCAGUGAUGCUGGAAUAUUCAGCAAUGGAGAGAGAUUUAAAGCAAUACAUACACGCAGUGGAGGAGACUGUGCAGAAGUUAAGACGAGAACAGAUGGAACAAGUCCCCGAUCUCCAGUCUCUGGUACAAGAGAAAUAUGCAACGAUACAGAAAAAAAACGACGACGAAGACUUGAAGAAAAACGACCGAUUUGUUCAAUUUAAAGAUCAGCUUAGAGAAAUGAGAAAGCAAAUGGGAGAAAAAGAGGAGGGAGACGCGGCCUUUGAGAAUGUUGAUGAAGAUAUCGCAGUGCUGCCGAGCCAGCAGAACUUAACAUGCCCAAUUACACAGAUGGACAUGACAAACCCAGUGAAAAACAAAGUAUGCGGUCACACCUAUGAGAAGGAGGCCAUAGAAAGGAUGAUUCAAGACAGGCACCAGAAGAAGAAGAGGGUUAAGUGUCCCAAAGUUGGCUGCGUUCACUCCGACAUGCAAAUAUCGGAUCUUGUUCCAGACACCGCGCUGAAAAGGACCAUUGACAUUCUGAACAAACAGAAAGGCCGUCAUUGAGCAGAAGAAGUCAGCUGGCUGCGUUCCUUCCCCAAGAGAAAAGCUGGUUAAGUGUCUUAUGACAUAAAGUGCAGAUUGCAAACACGUUGUGUAAUUCUUUGUUUUUAUAUAAAGGACUCUCUUUGCCUGCGGAGCUGAAGCCUGCCAGACUGUGCGUGUAGAAGAAAAUGCUAUGGUAUAAAACCAGUAUUACCCUAGGACUUAUUACAUCUUCACUUAUGCAACUAAAAGGUUUAUUUAGUCAUCUCUCCCCAGAGCAGGACUGAACUACCUGCCGUCUGUAGAUAAUCAGGUAUUAUAACUCCCAGCAUCCACCAAGAACCUUUGAUUAUUGUUGGGUGCUUUUGGUUUAAUCUCUAUUCCUGUAGAGAUUUCUCUACUGGAAAUUACAUUUAUUACCAUAGUAUCUGCAGUCAUUAUAGGCUGUACAUAUCUGCUCUCUGCUCACCAGCAAGCAGUCGGUUUCAAUUGACUGUUACUAGUACUAGUUGUGCACUGCUCUACAACUACACUUAAUGCAGUAGGGUUUAAGGGGCAAAGCAUUUAAGAAAAACCUUUUUGGAGCACACACUCAAUGAAGGCAAACUUCCACCAGGCAAGUAAUUCAAAGUGAUGAAAGUUUAGGCGUUUCGUGUCAUAAGCACUUAAUCAUAGGCCUAUGAUUAAGUGUUUAUGACAUGAAAUGCGUAAGGCGUUAAACGUUCGUCACUUUGAAUUAUUUGCCUGGUGGAAGUUUGCCUUCAUUGGGUGCCUGCUCCAAAAAGGUUUUUCGGUUUGUCCGCUACCCGUGCUAAGGGCUCAGGGCGGUGCAUCUGGGCCUCUUCCUUCUUGUGGUGAGUUAUCACUUCAUACCCGGAGACCCUAAUAUCUCAGAUUUAUUAUUGAUAUUACAAAGCAUUUAGGCACAUGUUCCUAAACUGGGGUUUUGGUUUGGUGGGCAGGCAGGUAAGUAGGGGCCUAUUUUGGCCAGUAAUUUAGAGUAAAUUUAGGGAAGAGACACACGCUCAGAUUCGGGGAGAGCGACAAAUCUGCUCUUCUUCAGGGUGACUAAUCUCCCGAACUGGAGAGCUUCGUUUUCUGAAGUCGCUAGAAGUUUCCUCGUGAAGCAACUUCGGGCAACUUCAGAAAACAAAGCGCUCCAAGUGCCAUGCCGCUGGCAAUUUACAUUCUAGCCGGAGGGAAGGCAGUUCAUGGAGAUUAGUCGCCCCGAAAAAGAGGAGAUUUGUCGCCAGGCGACUAAUCUCCCCGAAUCUGUGUCUCUGCCCUUAAUAUAAGUUUCCCAAAAAGGAUGGUGCCUGCCCAGAUGUUGGACCACGGGGGUGGGGGGCUUUAAGCCAGGGCCAGAUGUUGCGGAUCCACAGGCCAAGAAUCUGUUUCUCCUCUACUGUUCAAUGUGCCUACACCUGAAUAUAUUGCCUCAGAUAGGGGGCAUCAUGCAGAUAUGACCCAAAAUGCAAAAUGGUGCAUUUCAGUGGUAAAAACCACCACGUCGGUCAGUACCUGAGUUGACCCAAUGUAUUCAGAUGCAUGAACUUCAAGCAGCAACAGAGGAGUGGAUUCUCCCAGGCCAAGAUCCACAACGUCUGGCCCCAGCCUUAACUGGAAGAGCUAAAUGUAUCCUUAUACUUAAAAUGUUUGCUAUCUGUACUAUGAUUGCUAAAAAAAAUGAUUGUGCAAAUGUGUUGUGGGGUUUUUUUUUGUUCUUCUUUUGAAAUAAACCUUGAUUUUCAAUGUUCUCUAAA